GAGAGCGGGCACGCGGAGGCGGGGCGUCCCGAGAGGGGCGAGCGCCGGGUGGGCGGGGCCUCCUCGUCCCAGGCCAGCCCGAGAGGAGGGCGCGGGCACAGCGCCGCCUGUCCCCGGAGGAAGAGGUCGGAAUCCUGAUCGCAGUGGGUCUCUGCUGUUCUAGCCGCCCAGGCCAGCACCGAGCGCCAUGGCCCAGCCACCGCCCGACGUCAGGGAGGACGACUGUCUCCCGGAGUACCGCCACCUCUUCUGUCCGGACUUGCUUCGGGACAAGGUAGCCUUCAUCACAGGCGGUGGCUCUGGAAUCGGGUUCCGGAUUGCUGAGAUUUUCAUGCGGCACGGCUGCCACACAGUCAUCGCCAGCAGAAGUCUUCCUAGAGUGUCGAUGGCUGCCAGAAAGCUGGCUGCUGCCACUGGCCAGAGGUGCCUCCCUUUAUCUCUGGAUGUCCGAGCUCCCCUGGCCAUCAUGGCAGCCGUGGAGCAGGCUCUGAAGGAGUUCGGGAAGAUCGACAUUCUCAUUAACUGUGCAGCCGGGAACUUCCUGUGCCCUGCCAGUGCCUUGUCCUCCAACGCCUUCAAGACUGUGAUGGACAUCGACACCUUGGGCACCUUCAACGUGUCUCGCGUACUCUACGAGAAGUUCUUCCAUGACCAUGGAGGGGUGAUCGUGAACAUCACUGCAACCCUGGGUACCCGCGGGCAGGUGCUCCAAGUGCAUGCAGGCUCUGCCAAGGCGGCCGUGGAUGCGAUGACACGGCACCUGGCUGUGGAGUGGGGCCCCCAGAACAUCCGCGUCAACAGCCUUGCCCCCGGCCCCAUCAGCGGCACGGAGGGCUUCCGGCGGCUGGGUGGCACACAGGCCAGCAUGAGGGCAAAGGUCCUGGCAAGCCCCCUGCAGAGGCUGGGGAACAAGACAGAGAUCGCCCACAGCGCCCUCUUCCUGGCCAGCCCUUUGGCAUCCUACGUGACGGGGGCCCUGCUGGUGGUUGAUGGUGGGGCCUGGCUGACAUUCCCUAACGACAUCCAGUCGCUGGCGGACUUCUCAUCCUUCUCUGCUAAGCUCUAGGUGAUGUGCCGCUCCCACAUUCAAGAGUCACCUGUGUCCUUGGCCCCCUUCCCAAAAUACCCACCUGGUGGACUGAUGGUCACUGUGCUGGGCCUGAUGCCUUUCCUCUCAGUCUCUUACGUGUAUUUCUAGAUGUAUUCUCGGGCACUUUUGGGUUCCCCUGCUCCACACAUAGGGCAAGGCUCGAGUCUUCCAGGGCAGAUGGGUGGUGCUGGGAGGGGCCAGCCCCAUGGAGCUGCACUGCAGACCUCGGGGCCUCCCUGAAAACCAGAACCAGUAUGGCUUGCCUGAAGAGGAUGGGAACCCUGUCUCUCUUUGGACGCUCCCCUGGGUGACCCUCUCUGGGGGCCUGAGGGCUUGCUGGGCUCAUCGGGGUGGGGGAAGGUGCCACUGCUCUCUGCUUCCCCUCCUCCCCCACCAAUCCCAGGGGCGUGGCCAGCCCUUGAGACCUGCUCAUCCUAGUCCUCUGAGCAGCAGCUUCCUUUGAGGAUGGCUGAGGAGAUGUAACCCCCCUGCUUGGGACCUGGCCCCUAAGCCUCCUGGGUCCCCAUCGCAGGGUGGUGGCAGGAACGUUCUAGGACUUUGGCUGGCUCCUGUCCCGUCCUGGGGGCGGGAGCGGUGGAGGGACACCCAGGAGCUCACAGCGUUCAGUCACACCGUGAAGCUGCAGUUGGCGUGGGCUUCUGUGGAGACCCCCAGUCUCAGAGGUGGGCUUGUUUGUAGGACAGGAACUGCUGAUUGGCCAUCUGUGGUUUGGUGGCCGGCAGAUACGUUCUCGGUCCCUGGGGCAUGCGGGCGACCAGGCGGCGGGAGGGUGUGGGUGCUGGGCAGGCCCCCCGGUCGCUGGGGUGAGGAGUACUGAUGGUGGAGGGCUGGGAGGGGGCAGAGGGGUCCACUGUAUCCACCUCCAGGAGACGCACACGGCCUGGUGGCCUGCUGCCCGCGCCAGCCUGGCCACUCACACCCCCCGGGCUGUGCAGGAGGCGGGCCCUGGUGCCCCUCAGUGCUCCCCAGUGACCUUGUGUCUGCUGGCAUUUCUGACAGGCAGGGGACAGUGUGCGGCAGAGGAGCUGGUCUGCACCUGCUCUCGGAUCCCUGCGACCUGCCUCCCGCCUGCCCAGCCUGAGCGCCAAACCCGACAAUCCCAGCAGAGUGUCUGAAGCAGAGACUGACCUUUCCUCUAGGAACUGUGCUGCAUCCACACUCCCUCCCCAUGGCCCUGUCUCCCAUGCAUGGGGGGCAGUGACUAGGCAGUGUGGCUGACCUGCUGACCUGCUCACACAUGCUGGGGAGGUCUGGGUUCCAGCACUUCGAGAGUGUUGAGGAGGCCAGGACGCAGGGGUGUCCCCCUUGCACAACCCAGGGUCAGGGCUGUCCUGCCACCCCAGCCCCUGCCUAGGCUGGCCUCCUUUCCCCUCCUGCCUGCAUCCAGUGGGUGUCCUGAGGUGGCUCCCAUGGCCUGGGUGGAGAGAAGGGGGCAUUUCAGGCUGUCUUCUCUUCCUUGCUCUCCCGCUUUGAGACCUUUGCUUGGCAAAGAGAUGCCAAACUAGGGAGGCUGGAGAAGCGUGUUUGAGCCUCUCCACAAGACCUGUGUCCUGGGUCCUAUCACCGGGGGUGUGGGCUGCAGAAGGGACCUCUGCCAGCCUCCAGUGACACGGGCAGGGUUGCUCCCCACCUGCCCUGGAGUCUGUCCUUUGCUGGGACAUCCCUAGAGGACUUAGUCCUUGGUCAUUUAGGGGCUCACUUUCUAGGUCCUCCACGUGGCCUGUCCCCAUUGUCACCAGCACCCUCCCUCAGGCCCAGGGGGUGGGGGAUCUCUGGACCCUCAAUUCUUCCCCAAUGACCACUCUUUGACACAUACCCAGGCCAGGACCUAAGGGGGCCACUUGGAUCCUGGGCUUGUUUUCUGUGCUGUUUGUUACAAACUUCAAGGUGCUCAAAGCUGUCGAUCUGCCCUCUGGCUGGGCAUGCGGCUUGGGUGCCCCCUUCCUCCCUGCCUCCCACCCUGCCCCCAUCUGUACUGUCCAUUUGCAUAAGCACAGGUCCUAGAGUUUUGCCAGAAAAUGUAUUUACUUAAAAAAUAAUCUUUUUACUGCAAAAACAUCUAUUCAUUGGACUUCACAAAUGUUUUUAGAAGGAGGAGGAGGGCACCUGAACAGAAUCACUGGUGAUCUGGGCGUUUAGUGGUGUGUCUACUUCCUGUCUUUUUCCUGUGAAGAGUUUAGAAAACACUUUUUACCUAAUGCGUGAAGCCCUGGUCCUGACUUAGGGGGAGCCCACCCUGAGGCAAGGGGAGGCUGUCUGCUCCCCUGGUGGGAGGGGUGUCCUCCACAGCUGGUCCUGGAGGGGGGCGGGGGGCGCUGCCUGCCCUGCAAUCUCCUGGUGCUGCCACUAGAGUCCUGAGCUUGAGCCCUCUGCCCCAGACACCCACACCCACCUGAGUUCCUUCCCGCCUUCAUGGGUGCAGGGGCAUGGCAGGGAGGCCACAGGGCAGAAGGAGUUCCGCUUGCCAUUUAAACGGAGACCAGGGUGUGGUGGCAUCAAGUCUACCAGCAAGGCAGGCAGAUGGGCGCUCGUGAUGCCACGGGAGGAGGAAAGAGAACCGUGAAGGCAGUUCCUGGGGAGCUGCAACCAUAGACCCCACGUGCCAGAAAGCUGAGGCCUGCCGUCCCUGGAGGAGACAAAGAAGGCCCUGGGGAGGGUGUCCCGCCAGCCACAUUCGAAGGCCUGGGACUCAACAGCAGCGUAGCUCCAGGAGGACAGAAGAGAAUGAAAGGAGUGAGCCUUUUAUUACUGUUAGUCAGGAUUCUCCAGGAAACAGAGCCAGUAGGAUAUAUAUAGAUCUACAGGAGGAGAGUUAUUAUAGGGACUGGCUCAUGUGACUGUGGGGGCUGAGAAGUCCCAUGAUCUGCCAACUGCAAGCUGGAGCCCCGGCAAGGCAGAUGGUGUGAUUCAGUCUGAGUCCAAAGGCCCAAGAACCAGGGGCUCCAACAGCCAAGGGCACCGGAAGGUGGAUGUCCCUGCUCAAGCAGAGAGCGAGGGAACUUGCCCUUCCUCAGCCCACACUGAUGAGGGCAGGUCUUCCAUCUACUGAAUCAAAUGCUAAUCUCUGAGAAAUACCCAGAGAUACCGAUUUACCAGCUAUCUGGGCAUACAUUAGCCCCGUCAAGUUGACACAAAGUUAAACAUCACAGUUGCACAGACCAUGAGGUCCGUGCCCAUGCUCAUCGUCUGCAUGUGGUGGUCAGUUCGGCUGUAAGGAAUCUGCCUCGCUGUUUGGCUUAGUCCACCAGCCCCGGCUGUCGUCCUGCAGGUCCAGGACGCCUGCCGGGGGCUUGUGGGUCAUGGGCACACCUGGCGUGUGUCACUUGCCAGGUGGGCUCCAGGACGGGCUGGCAAGGAGGGCCAGGUGCAUGUGGUGAGGGGGCUAACACCGGCCCCAGCAGUGGCACUCAGACUUGGUGGCAGUUGGCAGAGAAUUAGGUUGUCCCCUUCCACAUUAACAAUCUCUACAAUUCCCUUAGAAAAUGCCAGGUUCUCUGAAAGGAAGGAUCAUCUUUUAUGUGUGAACCUCAGCUGUGGAAGCUGAUUUACAGACCCCGCCCACUCCGAGUCCCCCUUCCAUGGCAUGAGGAUGCCUCAUGUCUUUUCAGAACUACACAUAAAAAUAUCACAGCUGGGCUUCUCUGGUGGCACAGUGGUUAAGAAUCCGCCUGCCAAUGCAGGGGACACGGGUUCGAGCCCUGGCCUGGGAAGAUCCCACAUGCUGCGGAGCAACUAAGCCCGUGCGCCGUAACUACUGAGCCUGCGCUCUAGAGCCCGCGAGCUACAACUACUGAGCCCGAGUGCCACAACUACUGAAGCCUGUGCGCCUAGAGCCUGUGUUCUGCAACGAGAAGCCACGACAAUGAGAAGCCUGCGCACCACAACGAAGAGUAGCCCCUGCUCUCCGCAACUAGAGAAAGCCCGUGUGCAGAAACGAAGACCCAACACAGCCAAAACAAAAACAAAACAAAUAAGUUAAUUUAAAAAAAA
Messenger RNA from Balaenoptera acutorostrata (minke whale), 5101 nucleotides. It is a transcript of the gene DECR2, whose product is annotated as 2,4-dienoyl-CoA reductase 2. The record is from RefSeq and is a predicted model, not a curated record. Gene Ontology annotation, molecular function: 2,4-dienoyl-CoA reductase (NADPH) activity. The coding region runs from base 188 to 1066 and encodes 292 amino acids. Gene Ontology annotation, biological process: fatty acid catabolic process. The transcript has 8 exons. Lineage: Eukaryota; Metazoa; Chordata; Mammalia; Artiodactyla; Balaenopteridae.